CUCUCUCUAUGUGCGUGUGCGUGUGUCGGGGAGGCGUGCAGUGUGUUGUGUCACAGAUCCAGUGACUGAACGCUGCUCGUGUUGUAUUUUCUGCCCAACUCCCAGCAGGGUGUAGAGCGCGCGCGCACGGAGCCAGCAUGGGUUAGAGAGCAGCUCACCAAUGGAUUAUCCACUUUACGCACUUCAGCGAGGAUGAUGGGGGAACUCAAUCAUCAUGGACUUCUUUACGCAAAGACAUCCUGACAAAGAACGGAGACUGAGAGAGUGACUCCAGACCGGGAUCCGCUUCCUUUUUCUGUCUCGCUGCUCACAUUUGUCCUUUUAUCGUUCCUUUUCCUUAUUCCCGUAAUAUUAGUGUCGUUUCCGGGGGUUGUGCGAGCCAGAGAUGUUUGCUGAAUUGCUGUGCGGCACCGUGGCUAUGGUCCUGUAUGUCAACACUCUGGGCGCCGAUUUCUGCUACGAUGACAGUCGUGCAAUCAAGACCAAUCAGGACCUGCUUCCAGAGACCCCCUGGACAAACAUAUUUUACGACGACUUCUGGGGCACCUUGCUCACACACAGCGGUAGCCAUAAGUCUUACCGACCCCUCUGCACCCUCUCCUUCCGCCUUAAUCAUGCUGUGGGUGGGCUGGAGCCUUGGGGUUACCACCUGGUUAACGUGACCCUCCACGGCGCUGUGACCAUCCUGUUUACCUCUCUGUCUCGCCUGUUGCUUGGGGCAGGACUUUGGAGCCUCCUAGCAGGCCUGAUAUUUGCUUCUCACCCUAUCCACACCGAAGCAGUGGCAGGCAUUGUCGGACGGGCCGAUGAAGGCGCCGCACUGUUCUUCUUGCUGUCCUUGCUCUGUUACAUUCAUCACUGCAGGCUGCGCGGGCAUGCCGGGCCCCUGCGGCUUGCUGCGUGGUUCCUGAGUAGUUUGGGCUGCGCUGCGUGUAGCAUGCUGUGGAAGGAGCUGGGAGUGACUGUUCUGGCCGUGUCUGCGCUGUAUGACAUCUGUGUUUUCCACAGGUUGAAACUGCGACAGGUCGUUAGGCUCAUCUAUAAGAGAGAGCACCUCCACCUGCUGCUGAAUGUGUUUUUGCUGGCGGCGUGGGGGGUGGUUUUACUGGCAUGCCGAUUCUACUGGAUGGGCAACAAACCCCCAAACUUCUCCAACUCUGACAACCCAGCAGCCGACUCACCUUCGCUCCUCAUCAGGACUCUCACCUUCUUCUACCUACCUGCCUUCAACUUCUGGCUCCUCCUCUGCCCUGACACUCUCAGCUUUGAUUGGUCCAUGGACGCUUUGCCUCUGAUCAGAAGUCUGAUCGCUGACUGGAGAAACGUCCACACGCUGCUCUUCUAUCUCGGGUUGCUGCUGGUUGCUUGGUUUGGCCUGCGGACUCGCUCCACGGCCAAAAGUAAAGACACCAAUGUAAAAGCGUCCCAUUACAUUAAUGGGAGGAAUGGGAACAGCAACGGGCACAGUUAUCAUUACAACAACCACGAACACACGAGCGACUCUCAUGCUGAUGCUAAUAAUACGCUAAAUGGUACCAAAACCCAGGACGAAUGCAGGACUUCGCUGCCUACCACAGAGAACGUUGUGGUGUUCUCUCUGGGCCUUUUGGUCAUCCCUUUUCUACCCGCCACAAACUUGUUUUUCUAUGUGGGAUUCGUGAUAGCAGAGAGAGUCCUGUACAUCCCCAGCAUGGGCUUUUGCUUGCUGGUUGCUGCGGGGAUGAGGUCUCUGUACGUCCGACUGCGACACAGGUCCUCCAGGACGGUUCUGCUGUACUGCAGCGCUGCUCUGGUUCUUCUUUUUGGGGCCAAAACGGUUUUGAGGAACCAGGACUGGAAGAACGAGGAGAUGCUCUACAAGUCUGGGAUUUAUGUCAAUCCUGCUAAAGCUUGGGGCAACCUUGGAAAUGUUUUGAAGAGCCAAGGGGAGAUGGAGGAGGCUGAGCAGGCUUACAGAAAUGCUCUGUAUUACCGCAGCAACAUGGCCGACAUGCUGUAUAAUCUCGGUUUGCUGCUACAGGAGAGCAACAAGUUCUCAGAGGCGCUCCACUACUAUAAACUGGCCAUUGGGAGUCGGCCAACUCUGGCUUCGGCUUACUUGAAUACAGGCAUCAUCCUCAUGAAUCAGGCUCGUUUGGACGAGGCCAAACGCACCUUCCUGACAUGUGCCGACAUCCCAGAUGAGAACCUAAAGGAUCCUCACGCCCACAAGAGUUCGGUCACCAGCUGCCUGUAUAACAUGGGCAAACUGCUCCAUGAGCAGGGGCAUCAAGAGGAGGCCCUCUCUGUGUUUAAAGAAGCAAUACAGAAAAUGCCAAGACAAUUUGCACCGCAGAGCCUCUACAACAUGAUGGGCGAAGCCUACAUGAGACUGAAUAAGCUGACUGAAGCUGAACACUGGUACCGAGAGUCGCUGAGAGCCAAGCCGGACCAUAUUCCUGCACACCUCACAUACGGCAAACUCCUGGCUGUGACAGGGCAGAAAACGGAAGCCGAGAGGUACUUCCUGAAGGCCAUCCAGCUCGAUCCCACAAAAGGCAACUGCUACAUGCAUUAUGGUCAGUUUUUACUGGAAGAGUCGCGGCUGCUGGAAGCAGCAGAGAUGGCAAAGAAAGCCGCACGCCUUGACAGUGGGGAGUUUGAUGUGGUCUUCAGCGCAGCCCACAUGCUCAGACAAGCCAACCUUAAUGAGGCGGCCGAGAAGUAUUACGGACAAGCAGCGAGUCUGAGACCCGACUACCCUGCAGCCUUGAUGAACCUCGGAGCGAUUCUCCACCUCAACGGGAAACUGCAGAAAGCUGAAGCCAAUUACCUCCGGGCACUUCAGCUAAAGCCAGAUGAUACCAUCACCCAGUCAAAUCUGCGUAAGCUGUGGAACAUCAUGGAGAAACAGGGACUGAGGACCUUGAGCCUUUGAGUUCUUCUUGCCUGCCCGUUCGCCAUCUGCACCCCAGACCCAGGGAAAAGACAGCCAGCGUGCUCCUCAUUCCUUUUACUCCUCCAAGAGAGAUAGAAGAGACUGCGGGAGGAUUUCUGCAGAGACUUUAGGACUGUGCUGCACAGGCUCUACUAAUCGCUGCUGAGCUCUGCAAACACCUCCGGCCAGCAUCUUUCCACAAUAUUACUUUAGUCAGGCACAGUGUGGUAUUUAGACUCUGAAGAAGUUUAUUUUUUCCUGCAGAUUUACUGCUCUCAAAGGGUUUUUUUUUCUUCUAAAACACUUGAACUUGAAGUAAGGCCACAGGUACAACCCUCCUGCAGUUUGAGAUUAAAUUGAAGAGUGAAGAGAAUAUCAAGUGCAAGCACAAAAGCUUAUUUAUUCUUAGCUGAUCUGUCUUUGACCAGACAUUGCUCAUUAGUGAUGAUUAAAGGAAAAUACCCUGAAUAAAAGGAGAUUUUAGUUCAUCCUAAAUGCAAAACAAUGAAAUUGCAUCAGUAUUUAUAUUGUUUCUUAUCCUAAGUGAGUGCAUUUGCAACAAAAUUAUGUCCAUAUAAUUAGUUAGAACUUCAAAAAGGGAGUUUAUAGUGUGUGACGCAGCUGGGAUGAGAAUCAACUCCUCUAAAUCCGAGACCGUGGUCUUGAGUUGGAAAAGGUUAGAAUUCCUAGAUGAAGACCCAGGACACCUGGCCAGGGAACGCCUUGGGAUUCCCCCGGAGGAGCUGGCCCAUUGGCUGGGGAGAGGGAAGUCUGGGCCUCCCUGCCCCUACUGAAAUUCAUCUGGGGAGCGGUGAGCUGCAGCUUUGGCUGCACUUGAGAACUAUUUGGUAGUUUAACCCCUCAAUCCAACCUCUUAAAGCUGAGUGUCAAGCAGGGAGGCUUUGGGUCUCAUAUUUAAAGUCUUUGGUCUGACCCGACCAGGUUUUGUUUACCAUUUUUGGUUCUUUUUUAAACACAGUAACAGUUUCUUUUUACCUUGCUGGCAGUUUCGUUCAUGGCUGCAAACAUCCUCAUAGCUGACGCUGAUGGUGGCGUCACUUCCUUCUCCGUUUAUUCAGCGUCAGCUCUGAGGAAGUUUGCAGCCGUGAACGAAACUGUCAGCAAGCAAGGUUAAAAGAAACCUUUUCUGUGUUUUAAAAAGAACCAAAAAUGGAAUCAGACACAGCAAGAAGGUACCAAAGAGGUUUUGUUUACCCCGAUCUCCCAGUCCCAGGGCGGACACUUUACCAUUAGGCCACCGAGAAGGUAAAGUACACACACUUUGGCAGUUAAUAUUAGCAUGGCCUAACUCUGGGUUUAGUGACAAACAUCAUGUUUUAUUAGAUAAAAACAGGAAAUAAACAGUUUCAUGACUUUAAAGCGAUAGCACUGAUACUUUUAAGUGUGUUUCGUCAAACGUGUAUGUUUUAAAUGGCCUCUUGAGCUAAAUCAGCUUUUAGAUGAGCAGAGAUUAGUUCUGCCCAGGAACAGCUGAGCUAGCUGGUCAGCAGGGUCAGUUACGAAGUGUUUCUGCAGUCAUAACAUCUCAGAUUUAUUAUAACAGUUCAUGUGAAUGGUGUUUCAUAAACUUCUGCACCCUACAGUUUUCACAUGGCUAUUUGCAACAUACAUCUGGCCAGCUGAAAAAGCACAGAAGAUAAAAUGUAAAAGUUUUAAAGUAGAAUUUGCAUAAAUGGUUUUGAGAAAGGGAUUAUUCUAAAGCAUUUGUGACUGGUCGCAUUGUGAUUCAUGGUUAGCUGAUCUGUUUUAGCAGAACAAAUCCCUGUUUCUCCUAACUGAGUCUAUUUAAAAAGCUACCUUCAACAACUGUGUCAUAACAUUUCCAUAAAACCUACCUUCAAAAUAUCUGACCUAUCAUUUUGUGAAAUCAUGUUUCUGUUCUUAAGAAGUCACCAUGGCAACGUCUGUCCAACACAAUGGUAAGUUACUGAUGCAAAUGUUAAAGUGACGGUGUGUAUUUUUCCUGGCGAUGGGGGCAGUAGAUACCUAAAUCGUUGCAAGUAAGCUGUAUUUUUGUGUUGGAGUAAGACCUUACCAACGGUUGCACAUUAGGUUCAAAAAGCCCUAGGGAGUGCAAACUUUAGCUAAAUAACGAGCACAUCAGACUUCCCUUCAUCACUGGCAAAAAGUGAAGCGGUAAACGUUUAAGACAUCAUUUGAAAAUGAUGAAAAUUUUGGAACCGUUUUGUACAAAUCAUUAAGUGCAUUGUGUUCUCACGGGCUCCCGUAGAAGAAAACAUGGCGACAGCCAGAGGACUGAGGGUGUUUCUCAAUGCCAAGGAACCUCGCCUUGAUGUCUUGGCCCUGCCCCGGUUGCCUUGGAAAUACGUCAUCAGGAACCAUCAAGAUGUGAUCCAAUGUUCAUGUUCUACCAAGGCGUCUGUUUGUUAGUCGUUUAGCUAGCUGACAAGGAUACACGGGAGGUGUCAUAGCCUAGCCUUGGUCAAAAAUUACCAAGAAUACACUGCAGUAUUUUCUAAAGGAUGGCGGAUCAGAAGCCGGCAGCUAAUUUGGGGGCAAAUUUCAAGUUUAAAAGUAAGUCAACUCAUUUAAAAUGUUUAUUUAGAUCCAAAGCAGUUAUCUAUGGUUGGUUCGUUGCUUAGUAGUUGCAGCUUCGGUGGCUAGCAGGUGGUAACUUGCUUACACAUUUAAUUUAACAAACAUAUACACAAUUUAAAAAGUAAAAGGCUUGUUAUAUAUUUACAUUGAAACUAAUACGUAUAAAAUAUAACGUUAUCUCCCGUGUCACGUGGCGUUACAUGACCGCAAGGCGCCUUGCUAUUGAGAAACACCCUUAGACACACUCCCAUGAAUUUUAGACCUGAUUCUGUCUUAUGUUGUGAAGCCGCCAAUAUUUUUCAACAAAUGGGCAUCAUUGAAUUCAUUUUCAACAAUAUUUUGAUGGAUAUUUCCAGAAAUUUAUGGUAAAAACUACACUUUGUCUCUUUAAGUCACCUUCACAAGAAAAGAAAACAUGAAUCCUGGCACUUUAGGUUUCCGCUGCACAGCUUUCCCACUUUCCUACAGACUUUAUUGAGUAUGAUUUACAGACAGAUGAGUUCUUGCUGCCAAAACACAAAAACGUUGCUGAUGCUCAACACUUUAUAGUCGUUGAAUUCAAGGGAAAAUGUCUUUAUGUUUUUUUGUUGGAAUUAAUUGAUUUCAUUUUAUUUGUAAUAAUGAAUCCUAAUAUAUAAACCUAACUUUUGUAUAGUAUGCUGAAAAUCAUGCAGCAAAAAAGCAGCCAGAAAUAGAAGCUCAGUGACUGAGCCAAGUGUUUCAGUACCAAAAUCCAGAAGAGUUGCCACUUUUUUUUAUUUGUACAUAUUCUUGUGUAGUUCUCCUCUACUUGUUUUCAUUGCCAGCAUUUAGAAGUGAAACAGCACUUUCAUCAGAGGUUGUAUAGUAAUUGUGAUUCUUUUUUUGGUCUAAUUCAUUUAUCUUUGUUUUAGAAUCGUUUUGUUGUAAAUUAUUGUUUUUUGUUAUUUAGUGAGCGAACCAGCUGGCACUGUGUUUACAUGUAAAAUGAAGAAAGUUGGUUAGACGGAAGUUUGACAUACAUUUGUGGUGAAUAUUGAGAUAAGUCACAGUUAUGUUCCCAACCGUACUGUACCUGUUUACAGAGCUUCAUCCCCAAAGGAAGUUUUCACUUGUGUCAAAAUGCUGUCAACACUGUGCUGUUUUUCACAGUGAUGAUGAUGAUGAUGAUGAUGAUGGUGAUGAUGAUGAAGAUACAGAAAGAAUAGGAUAAUCAGAGUUCACUUUGAUUCUUUACUUUCUCUCCCACACACACACACACGCACACACACACGCGCACACACGCACACAAACACGCACACACACACGCACACACAUGCACACGCACACACAGUCAAAACAUGUUUAUUUCCUAUGUAAAUAACAAACUCAUGAAGAAACACAAGUUUUAUUGUUGGAAAUGUUAAAAAAUAAGUGUUUCACUCUGUGUCUCUGCUCAGGGAUCUCAAACAGUGGGCUAUUGCAGAAACUUGAUCACAGCAUUUACUAAAUAAAAAACAUAUUUUUGAAAGUUUGUAUAGAUUGUCAAGAUUUGUAGCUCUUUUUUUCCUCCUUUUUUGUAAAAUAAAAGUCAAUAAUAUACCAAAACUG
Molecule: messenger RNA, 7066 nt
Organism: Nothobranchius furzeri (turquoise killifish)
Lineage: Eukaryota; Metazoa; Chordata; Actinopteri; Cyprinodontiformes; Nothobranchiidae
Gene: tmtc2b
Product: transmembrane O-mannosyltransferase targeting cadherins 2b
Biological process (GO): protein O-linked glycosylation via mannose
Cellular component (GO): endoplasmic reticulum membrane
Molecular function (GO): mannosyltransferase activity; protein binding
Source: RefSeq, a predicted model, not a curated record